Alosa alosa (allis shad) is the source of this 3284-nucleotide messenger RNA. RefSeq names its product immunoglobulin superfamily, member 5b (gene igsf5b). The record is from RefSeq and is a predicted model, not a curated record. Bases 1569 to 2693 code for a protein of 374 amino acids. Gene Ontology annotation, biological process: cell-cell adhesion. The transcript has 9 exons. NCBI's taxonomy places the organism in Eukaryota, Metazoa, Chordata, Actinopteri, Clupeiformes, Clupeidae.
ACACUCUCUCUCUCUCUCUCUGAGUGUGUGUGUGCAUUAAUAUUGUGUGUACGGAAUUCUAUAGGAUCCCCAAAAUAGGAAAUUACUUUGUGUACGUACAGCAGUUUCUUCAAUUCCUGUGUAGGGUCCCCCCCAUCCCACCCCACUCUGUGUGUUCCCUAUGGCAAGCCUGCAGCACAUCGACAGGUUGUUGGACAGGUGUCCAUUCGUACUGGCAGAGGCGUGGACUUGAGCUGAGCAGGUGUUAGCACUAGCGAUCCCGCUGCAACAGAGGAGAGACCUUGGCAGUAACACACAAAAUAGACACAUUGUGCCGCUCUACUCCUGCACCCCUCGCUUGUCCUUGAUUUCACACACACACACACAUACAUACAUGCAGACAAUGCACAUGCUACUCCUAAUAAUAACCAGAGGUCUAUGUAUUUCACUUGAAGAAUGAAUAAAUGCCAAUGGGAAGUUGAGUUUCUCUCUCCUGGGACUGAGGAAUGCUGGGAGCCAUUGUUCUGAGCGGCUGUGUGCCGUGGUGACGCAUGCCAGACCAACAGGCUCUUAGGGCUGGGAACAAAGUCUGACUCGGGCCCUGGUAAUGUUUAACAAAGUGAGUUUCUGACUCAAAAACGUACCCGUUACACAGAGGUGUGUGUGUGAGAAAGAGAGAGAGAGAGAAAGCACACACACAUGUUGCAUUCACAGAUGGCCCUCUUAUGACUUCACAGGCUGAUCCUGUUUGGAGAGCUUAAAAGGUAUGAUUUCUUUGUCAUAUGGUUUAGAAUAUCUGUGUUUUUCUAUAAAUUUCUCAUUAGGGAAAAUGUGGUUUUAUGAGUGACAAUGUCAGAGAAUGAGGGACCUCUCCUAAAACCGUUAGACCGCUAACCUGAGAUGCCAAUACAUACUUCUUAACCCUCAACAGCGGAGUUUAGGUUUAUGCUUCAAAGUCACACUUAGCUGUUGUUGCUGAUGUAAAUUAUUUGUUUCAGGCAUUUUCAUAUCGGGGCUUUCAAAUUCACUAUGCAUCCUGGCAUUAUUUAGUUCAUGAAAAACGUAAUGCGUAAAAGCUGUAAUAUGCCCUAAUCAGAAGCAAGAUGCAGAGAGUUCACAUUCAAUUUGAUAAAGUUUAGCCUUCAUGCUCAUCCUCAGAAUGAUAUCAGCAAUGUACGUCUAAGAAUCAAGCAUUUGUGGUGGGUGUGGGUGAGGAUUUAUUCAUUAUCUUGUAAUAUAGACAUAAUGGUUGUAAGCAAUAUGUUGAUGCAUUUAUGUAAGGUCUAUAUGCAGAACUACCUAGAAAUGAUAUAUAUGAGAGAUUUAGUUCAGUUUAGCUCAUCAAAGCCUAAUUCAACAUGUGUAAAAUUGCAAGACGGCUCCACAUCAAUGGCAUGAGGUUCAGUCACUGCAGUAGAUGAUCUAAUCGGAGGAUAAGUGAAUCUGUUCAGCUCUUGUAAAUGAAGCUGAGCACUGUUGCACAAAAUGAACUGUCCAUGGGUCAUUUCUGAUUACAGCAUGAUGAUCUGUCCAGAGGAGAUAAAUUGAAAUGGUUUUAACAACAAAGGCAUGACUGUUACCUUGGCAAUAUGUUGUGUGUUGCCCUCCUGCUAGUACAGUUGGCAUUUGCUACUCAAGGUCAGGAUGCAUCUUCCUCCUCCUCUUUCUUCUCUUCCUCCUCUUCACUGCGUCAGUCGGAGUUGGUUCUGGAGCCCAGAUCCUUGGCGGUGCUCACUGGCCAAUCGGCCCGCUUCAACUGCAGCACGACCGAACCGUGGACCAUCAUGAUAUGGCGUCUGGAUGAUGCUUCAGUGAUGGUCAUCUCAGCGGGAAACGGUGCCACAAACACCACGUUGUACAAGGCAGUAAACUGUUCCACGGCCCAGACGUCCUGCUGGGAGCUGGUCAUGGAGAGGGUCAUCCGCAGCAACUCAGCGCAACCCCACCGGGUCGUCUGUGAAACUCUGGGUGGACUACUAAUGGCAGCUGAGUUGCAUAUCCAAGAAAGUGGCAGUGUUGUGGUCACCGGUGGGAACGUGUCCGUGCCCAGUGGUCAGACGGUGGAGUUCCAGUGCGUGGCCCUCGGCUGGUUCCCCGAGCCCAGUGUGGAGUGGUUCCUGGACGGUCAGCCUCUUGGCCGCGACUCCUUCAACACCAGCAGUGAGCUGGACCGGACCCGGGCCCUCUACAACGCCACCAGCACCCUGGUCCUGGAGGCCCGACGCAUAGGCAGCGUCGAGUGCCGUGUGUCGGUCUCCGCCAUGGCUGCCCCGCUCAGCGCGAGCACGUAUCUCAGCGUCGUUCAAGGUAAGGACGACACUGCGGUGAUAGCAGCAGUCUCCUAUGUGGCGGCCAUGCUUCUGGUAAUCCUCAUAACCAUCUGCAUAAUGCUCUACCUCUGGAGGAGAGGCUUAAGAAAAGAGUCCUCUAUUCCCGAGACUGAGAGGAUAGACCAACACCGGAGCCAGCAGAGUUCUGUUGCCGAGGAGACAGAGGGCAGAGUGAAUGCUGGAUACUCUUCAGAAUGCAGCUCAAGCUUUGUUGACACCGAGUCCAGUGUUAGCAUGCACAGUCGGAGGACCACUGCCAGCACCGAGGAGGCAUACACCACUGAGGAGAUGCCAGAUGUUGUCCCCUCACCCUAUAAUACGAUCUACUUCAUCUCCCUUGGCGACAAGAGCACUAAGACCCCAAGAAGCGUCACUACAGUGUGAACUUUGAUCUUUGAGUGUGUGUGUGUGUGUGUGUGUGUGUGUGUGUGUGUGUGUGUGUGUGUGUGCGUGCGUGCGUGUGAAUGUGUGUUUUUUUUUAUUGUAUGAUGAUGAUGCCACACCACUGUAAUGCUGACAUGGGGAUAUGGCACUGGAGCUAGCACUAGGAGGCAAAGAUUGAUCAUCUCACUGAUAUGUUACUAUAUAGCUUAUUGUGAAAAAGAUCCCAUCAAACUAUUUUGUGAUCCCCUUUAAUCCCACCAAUACUAAAGAAAUAUAUGAAAAAGAGUACAGUAGCCCAAUCCCUGUUGUAAACAGAAUCAUUUGAUAUUUUAUUACAUUGUAUUAUGUCACACAACACACAUUUCUAAAUUUGUAUGAGAACAAUAUAUAAUUAUAUUUAUUCUAAUUUAUGAAGCCUCUCUCUCUCUCUCCUUCUCCUAGUAGUACAGAUUGGCUUCUCCACUUAUAAUUUAUUUACUUCUUUUGUCAUGAUAUUUUCUCAUUAUAUUCUCAUGUAUUUUUUAAAAUGUUUUUCCUGUAUUGAAUGUUACACAAAUACAAUAUUCCUGUUGUUAUUUUCUUGGCAGCUCU